CUUUAGACAGACUAACCCGUUUGUGUUUCCAACACAGGUUUUGGGUAUUGUUGUAACCAACUUGAAAGUUAUACUUUGGAUUUUGUUUUAAAAAGUCUGAAUCAUCCAUCGUGGCUUUUAUCUAUGCUGGCUGUCGUAUUGGGUGGAAUUUUGUUUUCACCACAACAUCUACAUAACUUGUUGAUAAUGGGGGGAUGGAUAGCAAAGGUGUUCGGGAACAAAGAAAUGAGAUUAUUGAUGCUUGGGCUUGAUGCUGCUGGUAAGACAACUAUUCUGUACAAACUGAAGCUUGGACAAGCUGUUACUACGAUACCUACAGUUGGAUUUAAUGUAGAAACUGUUGUGUACAAGAAUACCAGGUUCAAUGUGUGGGAUGUCGGUGGACAGGACAAGAUUCGGCCACUUUGGCGUCACUACUACACUGGCACACAGGGACUUAUAUUUGUCAUUGAUUGCGCCGAUGCUGAUCGUAUAGAAGAAGCAAAAGUUGAGCUGCAUCGCAUCAUAAACGAUCGUGAGAUGCGAGAUGCUGUCAUCCUUGUGUUUGCAAACAAACAAGAUCUUCCAGAUGCUAUGAAACCCUGUGAUCUUCAGAGCAAGCUAGGACUAACAAAGUUACGAGACAGAAACUGGUUCGUGCAACCCUCAUGUGCUGUUUCUGGGGAUGGUUUAGAAGAUGGCCUGCGUUGGUUGAUGGCUAGUCAGAAGCAAUAACCCUUUCUAUAUUGCAUGUGUGUGACUUUACUUUCAGCAAAAGACGGUUGCAAUUUUGUAGCAGAUAAAUUAGGGCACAUGCAACAUUAGGACGUAUAGCUUAACUUUCAGUUUUCUAUCGGCCUUUACUCCAUUCCAAUUUAUUCUCUAUCAUUUAUACAACAUCAGCUAUUGACCCAAUACACUGACGUGUUGUGUUUGGUCUCAAAAUAACCUUUGGACCAUUAAAGACAAACAGCUUCAGAAAAUUUGAAGAACUUUAUUUGGUUUAAGAUCAGUCCACACACUUCAGUAAUCAAUAUCAUUUUUACAAUGGUUAGUUUUAAAUAGCAAUGAUUUAUCCAUGUUCUUAAAAUUGUAACUUGUUUUGCGUUAGAAUUUUUUACUAUCUGUUCUUAAUUACAAAGCAACAUCAAGUAGGUUACCUGGUUCAUUUUUGCAACAAACGAAAGCCUUUGCUGUACAUACCAUACCAUACCCCCUCACCCACCAGAUACAGUGUUGGGUGUUGUAUGCACUUUUAAAGUAAAUUGUCGCACUCACAGACAGUGAAGUAUGUGCCCUGUACCUAUGCUAUGUUAUAUAUAUAUGUGCAUGUAUACAACUGUUUCUUGUUAAAAAGAGCCAAACUUAAAGGCAGGGGAGGCAGGGAUAAGGACACACAAUUCUAUGAAACAAAUUUCCCCACAUUGGCUGUAAUAUUCAAUAUUAAUGAAAGUAGAAAAUCCAUGGUUGUCCUGCCUGCCCUGCAACCGCAGGUUAGGCACCUAUGCUCCUGUUUUAUAGUUUAUUUCGUCAAUGGUGGCUACAGAUUCUAGACACAAGUUUAUUUCCAUGAAUGAUUUAAAAGGUUUCAGUCUAUCCAUAAUAUAGCAUUACUAAAGCUUGCUUGGUGUAGUUGUUCACUUGGGUACAAAGUAAUGUCAACUGCUACUGGUAUAGGUGACAUUUGAAAACUAAAAAAAGGCAUUGGUUAGCCCACACUAUCCUGUGAAACAAAUUUUAAUGCAGUGCAGAACAUACCAAUUUGGCUUUCCCACCCUGCUACCCCAGGUUUGGCACCAUGAUGUUCACUUAAAAUCAUUCUUUAUAAAAUUACAUUUGUACCACAUUUCAUAUUCGUGUUUUCUUGCUGAAGCUGUACCACACACACUUUAGCUGCUUCUAUGCAGUCUCUAAACUCUUUUUGUGCCUUCAAAAUGGGCUGUAACUGAACACAACUACCCAGUAUUUAAAUGACUCGUUUUUGUUACUGACCGAAACUUCUUUAUUGUAUGCUGUAGUAGUUUAUGAAUGAAUGAAUAGUUUAUAGAUGAUAAUGUGGCGAUUAAUUUGUCCUACCAACACCACCAUACUGAUUUAGCUCUGAAAUACAUAUGUUGCCCACCUUAAAGUAAAUUUCUUUACCAUAAACAAAUACUUUUUGUU
This is a messenger RNA of Ciona intestinalis (vase tunicate), 2142 nucleotides long. Its product is annotated as ADP-ribosylation factor 6. Lineage: Eukaryota; Metazoa; Chordata; Ascidiacea; Phlebobranchia; Cionidae. The record is from RefSeq and is a predicted model, not a curated record. Gene Ontology annotation, molecular function: GTPase activity; GTP binding.